AUGCCUGUUUGCUGCUGCUGCUCCAGUGCUGCAGCGGCGAGCAGCAGCAGCAGCAGCAGCAGCAGCAAGCAACAGCUGCAGCAACAAACGGAGAAGGCCAAAGCUGCGCAGCAGCAGCAGCAGCAGCAGCAGCAGCAGCAGCAGCAGCAGCAGCAGCAACAGCAGCAGCAGCAACAGCAGCAGCAGCAACAGCAGCAGCAGCAACAGCAGCAACAGCAACAGCAGCAACAGAAGCAGCAGCAACAGCAGCAGCAGCAGCAGCACAGCAGCAGAAGCAGCAGCAGCAACAACAGCAGCAGCAACAAAACCUGCAACGGCAAAAGAAUUGGUGACAACAGCAGCAGAAACAGCAGAAGCAGCACAGCAGCAAAAGCAGCAGAAGCAGCAACAGCAGCAAAAGCAGCGAUAACAGCAACAGCAGCAAACGCAGCAGCAGCAGCAAUAGCAACAGCAGCAACAGCAGCAACAGCAGCAACAGCAGCAAAAAAGAAAGCUAAAAAAAAUCUUUAA
This is a messenger RNA of Eimeria necatrix, 510 nucleotides long. RefSeq lists its product as hypothetical. The coding region runs from base 1 to 510 and encodes 169 amino acids. The transcript has 2 exons. The record is from RefSeq and is a predicted model, not a curated record. NCBI's taxonomy places the organism in Eukaryota, Apicomplexa, Conoidasida, Eucoccidiorida, Eimeriidae.